Molecule: messenger RNA, 5310 nt
Organism: Elephantulus edwardii (Cape elephant shrew)
Lineage: Eukaryota; Metazoa; Chordata; Mammalia; Macroscelidea; Macroscelididae
Gene: SIPA1L3
Product: signal-induced proliferation-associated 1 like 3
Exons: 20
Coding region: 1-5310 (1769 amino acids)
Biological process (GO): epithelial cell morphogenesis; activation of GTPase activity; establishment of epithelial cell polarity
Cellular component (GO): cytoplasm; Golgi apparatus; plasma membrane
Molecular function (GO): GTPase activator activity; protein binding
Source: RefSeq, a predicted model, not a curated record
AUGACCACCUAUCGGCCCGUUCCGGGUGAUGGAGUGGACCUGGCAUCCAGCUGUGGGGCCAGGGGGGCUGAUGUCCUUCCUGGACCACACAUGGUGGACUAUACCUCCAUGGGAUUCUGGGUCCAGAAUGGCAGCAUGUCCCAGCCUGUUGGGGAGAGCCCAGCUGCCACUGCCACCCGACCCAGCCCCACCACCCCUGCAGUGCCCAAGAUGGGCGUGCGCGCCAGGGUGGCCGACUGGCCGCCCAAGCGAGAGGCCCUGCGAGAACAGAGCAACCCUAGCCCCUCCCUGGACACAGACACCACCAAGGGGGCCCAUCCUGUGAGGAGUUUACAGAACGGACAGCCCCCUGCCAGCACCCCCGCUGCCACUGGGCCCAGAGCCUUCCACCGGCUGUCGAGGAGGCGAUCCAAAGACGUGGAGUUUCAGGACGGGUGGCCGCGGUCCCCCGGCAGGGCCUUCCACCCCCUGCGGCACCGCAGCAGCAGCGAGAUCACACUCAGUGAGUGCGACGUGGAGGACCCCGGGGAGGCCCGAGCGGCCCGACACAUGGGGGCUCUGCCCCUCUUCCGGGAGUAUGGGAGCACCUCCUCCAUUGAUGUGCAGGGUGUGCCCGAGCAGAGCUUCUUCGACAUCCUCAACGAGUUCCGCAGCGAGCAGCAGCCCGAGCCCCGGGGCUCCCAGACCCUCACCGAGCUCCUCCGGGGUGACUCUGGCCCUCACCUUGCAGGGAGCAGUGGCAGUGGAGCCAAGGGUGACCCGCACAACGUGCAGACCCCACGGGACAACCUUUUGCCGCUGCAGCCACUUAAGGAGAAGGCCCGGAAGAAGCCUGUGCGGGGUCUUGGUGGUGGGGACACAGUGGACUCAUCCAUCUUCCGGAAGCUACGGAGCAGUAAGCCAGAGACCGAUGGCAGCCGGUUUCCAGGGGAGGCCGAGGAGGGCCGGAGCCCCCCAGAGGCCAGCCGACCGUGGGUCUGCCAGAAGAGCUUUGCCCACUUUGACGUGCAAAGCAUGUUAUUUGACCUGAACGAGGCAGCUGCCAAUAGGGUGGCGGUAUCCCAGCGACGGAACACCACCACCGGGGCCUCUGCAGCCUCAGCAGUGGCCUCCCUCACGGCGUCACGGGCCCACAGCCUGGGCACCCUGGACCCAGCCUUCACCAGUACAGAGGACCUGAACUGCAAAGAGAACCUGGAGCAAGACCUGGGCGAUGACAACAGCAAUGACCUGCUGCUUAGCUGCCCACACUUCCGCAAUGAGAUUGGAGGCGAGUGCGAGCGCAACGUGAGCUUCUCCCGGGCCUCGGUGGGCUCCCCGAGUGGCAGUGAGAGCCGCCUAGCCGAGCCCACCCUGAGUGCCUACCGCACCAACGCCAGCAUCUCGGUGCUAGAGGUGCCCAAGGAGCAGCAGAGAACGCAGAGCCGCCCACGGCAGUACAGCAUUGAGCACGUGGACCUGGGCGCCCGCUACUACCAGGACAACUUUGUGGGCAAAGAGCAUGUCAAUUACUUUGGUGUGGACGAGAAGCUGGGACCAGUGGCCGUGAGCAUCAAACGGGAGAAGCUGGAGGAUCACAAGGACCAUGGGCCUCAGUACCAGUACAGGAUCAUCUUCCGGACCCGAGAGCUCAUUACCCUGCGGGGCUCCAUCCUGGAAGAUGCCACACCCACAGCCACCAAGCAUGGGACCGGGCGGGGCCUGCCUCUGAAGGACGCCCUAGAGUAUGUCAUCCCUGAGCUCAACAUCCAUUGCCUACGACUGGCGCUCAACACUCCCAAGGUGACAGAGCAGCUGCUGAAGCUUGAUGAGCAAGGGCUUUGCCGGAAGCACAAGGUGGGCAUCCUCUACUGCAAGGCGGGCCAGAGCUCUGAGGAGGAAAUGUAUAACAAUGAGGAGGCAGGCCCGGCCUUCGAGGAGUUUCUCUCCCUCAUCGGCGAGAAGGUCUGCCUGAAGGGCUUCACCAAGUAUGCCGCCCAGCUGGACGUCAAGACUGACUCCACGGGAACCCACUCCCUCUACACGACGUACCAGGACUACGAGAUCAUGUUCCACGUCUCCACACUUCUUCCUUACACACCCAACAAUAGGCAGCAGCUUCUAAGGAAGAGGCACAUAGGCAACGACAUUGUGACGAUCAUCUUCCAGGAACCUGGAGCACUUCCCUUCACCCCCAAAAAUAUACGCUCCCACUUUCAGCACGUCUUUAUCAUUGUCCGAGUCCACAACCCCUGCACUGACAACGUCUGCUACAGCAUGGCUGUGACCCGAUCCAAAGAUGCACCUCCCUUUGGCCCCCCUAUCCCCAGCGGAACCACGUUCCGCAAAUCCGACAUCUUCAGAGACUUCUUGCUGGCCAAGGUGAUUAACGCUGAGAAUGCUGCACACAAAUCCGACAAGUUUCACACCAUGGCCACCAGGACCCGCCAGGAGUACCUCAAGGACCUGGCAGAAAACUGCGUCUCCAACACACCCAUCGACUCCUCUGGCAAGUUCAACCUCAUCUCCCUGACAUCUAAGAAGAAAGAGAAAACAAAAGCACGAGUGGGUGCUGAGCAGCACAGCGCAGGGGCCAUCGCCUGGAGGGUGGCAGCCCAGGACUACGCCCAGGGCGUGGAGAUCGACUGCAUUCUGGGAAUUUCUAAUGAAUUUGUGGUGCUCCUGGACCUGCGCACCAAAGAGGUGGUGUUCAACUGCUACUGCGGAGAUGUCAUUGGCUGGACCCCAGACUCCACAACACUCAAAAUCUUCUAUGGGCGAGGGGACCACAUCUUCCUACAGGCUACGGAGGGCUCUGUGGAGGACAUAAGGGAAAUUGUCCAGAGACUGAAGGUGGUGACCAACGGCUGGGAGACCGUGGACAUGACACUGCGGCGGAAUGGACUCGGACAGCUGGGCUUCCAUGUGAAGUACGACGGGACAGUGGCUGAAGUGGAGGACUAUGGCUUUGCCUGGCAGGCUGGCCUCCGGCAAGGCAGCCGGCUGGUGGAGAUCUGCAAGGUAGCUGUGGUCACCCUGACGCAUGACCAGAUGAUUGACCUGCUGCGUACCUCUGUCACCGUGAAGGUGGUCAUCAUCCCACCCUUUGAAGAUGGCACACCCCGCAGGGGUUGGCCAGAGACCUAUGACAUGAAUACCUCGGAACCCAAGACCGAGCCAGAAAACAUGGUUCCCGGGGGCCGGCCCCCCUACCGCAGCAACGCUCCCUGGCAGUGGAGCGGACCUGCAUCCCACAACUCCCUGCAAGCCUCCAAGUGGGCUGCACCAGCCACCCCAGGCCAUGCCCAGUCCCUGAGCCGGCCCCCAAAGCAGACCCCAUUGGUCCCCUUCCGGGAGUCCCAGCCUCUACACAGCAAGAGGCCUGUCAGCUUCCCAGAAACCCCUUACACAGCAUCACCAGCAGGGGCCGACAGAGCUCCUCCCUACCGACAGCCUUCAGGGAGCUUCUCCAUCCCCGGCUCGGCCACCUACGCGAGGUACAAGCCAUCGCCAGAAAGGUAUGCGGCCGCCUCCCACCCAUUGCUGUCUUUGGAUUCCCACUUCCCCCAUGAUGGGACCUCCAGCGGCGACUCCUCCUCGGGUGGCCUGACCAGCCAGGAAAGCACCAUGGAGCGCCAGAAGCCAGAGCCUCUGUGGCAUGUGCCUGCGCAGGCCCGACUCUCAGCCGUGACUGGAAGCAGCAGCAGCAAGCACAGCUCCAGGCAGGACACAGCAGGCAAAGAUUCCCCAAACAGGCAUUCCAGAGGAGAGCCUCAGUACUCCAGUCAUUCCAGCAGCAAUACUCUUUCCAGCAACACAUCCAGCAGCCACAGCGAUGAUCGUUGGUUUGACCCCCUAGACCCCCUGGAGCCAGAGCAAGACCCCCUCUCCAAAGGCGGCUCGAGUGACAGCGGCAUCGACACUACCCUCUACACCUCCAGCCCCAGCUGCAUGUCCCUGGCCAAGGCACCUCGGACUAACAAGCCACACAAGCCCCCAGGAAGUUUAGGGCUCUGUGGUGGGGGCCGUGAGGCCAGCGGGAGGUCCCACCACGCAGAGAGAAGACGGGAAGUCUCACCCACCCCAGCGGUGGCUGGCCAGAACAAGGGCUACCGACCAAAACUGUACUCCUCAGCCUCCAGCACUCCCACGGGCCUAGCUGGGGGCAGCCGGGACCCACCGAGGCAGCCCAGUGACAUGGGCUCAAGGGCUGGCUACCCUGCUCAGGUUUACAAAACUACCAGCGCAGAGACUCCUCGGUCCUCACAGCUGGCGCAGGCCAGCCCCUUCCAGCUCUCUGCCUCUGUCCCCAAGUCCUUCUUCUCCAAGCAGCCCGUACGCAAUAAGCACCCCACAGGGUGGAAGAGAACUGACGAGCCCCCACCACGGCCACUGCCCUUCACUGACCCAAAGAAGCAGGUGGACACCAACACAAAAAACGUCUUUGGGCAGCCAAGGUUGAGGGCAUCACUCCGCGACCUCCGCUCCCCACGGAAGAACUAUAAAUCCACCAUUGAGGACGACCUCAAGAAGCUCAUCAUCAUGGACAACCUGGGGCCGGAGCAGGAGAGAGAAUCAGGGUCCCCUCAGAAGAGCCUACAGCGGACACUGUCGGAUGAGAGUCUAUGCAGUGGGCGCCGGGAGCCCAGCUUUGCCACGCCUGCCAGCCUGGAGCCAGGCCUGCCCAGCGACGUGCUCUUCACCAGCACCUGCGCCUUCCCCUCCAGUACACUACCCACCCGCCGGCAGCACCAGCACCCCCACCCGCCGGGCAGUGGCCCCAGCACUGUCCCCACCACUGGCAAUGGCUUCCCAGAGAAGAAAUCCGUGAUCUCUGCCUCUGAACUGUCCCUGGCUGAUGGACGGGACCGGCAACUGCGUCGCCUGGACCCUGGCAUGAUGCCCUUGCCCGACACGGCUGCUGGCCUUGAGUGGUCCAGCCUGGUAAACGCAGCCAAGGCGUACGAAGUGCAAAGAGCAGUCUCUCUCUUCUCUCUAAACGACCCAGCCCUGAGCCCAGACAUCCCACCUGCCCACAGCCCUGUCCACAGCCACCUGAGCAUGGAGAGGGGGGCUCCCACCCCCAGGACCACCCCGACCAUGAGUGAAGAGCUGUCCUUGGACCUGACCGGCAAGGUGUACCAGCUGGAAGUGAUGCUCAAACAGCUGCACACAGACCUCCAGAAGGAGAAGCAGGACAAGGUGGUGUUGCAGUCUGAGGUGGCCAGCCUGCGGCAGAACAACCAGCGGUUGCAGGAGGAGUCGCAGGCCGCCAGCGAGCAGCUGCGCAAGUUCGCUGAGAUCUUCUGUCGGGAGAAGAAGGAGCUUUGA